Molecule: messenger RNA, 5188 nt
Organism: Chilo suppressalis (striped riceborer)
Lineage: Eukaryota; Metazoa; Arthropoda; Insecta; Lepidoptera; Crambidae
Source: the annotation of a GenBank genome assembly
CCUUUGCCUUUCCCAAGAUGGGAAAAAAGAUAUAAAAAAAAAAAAAAAACAAAACAAGGCAAAAAUCAAUAAAUUUAUAACUUUCUCCGAAAGAAUUGCGGUAUUUUUAAUAUAAAAAUAAUAAUAAAAUGUUAUUCAAAUGGAAUUUACUCGAGUGCUUGUCGAUAUUUUCUUGUACUGGCGCAAUCGUGUGCAUUUUAUUAAACUGUGUGACUAAUAUUUCACCAUUAACUGGAGCGUGGUUCCUUGCGUAUAUCAUUGUACUAUUUGCAGUUUCUUUAUCACUGAGUUUUAAAUUUCUGCAGUGGUUGUUACAUCUGAAUAAGCCCAUAAAGUACGAACUCGACGGGCUUGUGAAAGAUUACCCUUACCUAUCUUCAUUGAUACAUAUUUUGCCGCAACCCCGCAAGAGACUUGUGCAGGAAUACAAAGAGUAUGAUACAAAUGAGUUGAGUGUCAUAACGACCGUCCUGGAAAGGAAACUGGUGUCAUCAUGGUACGUUCAACACAUAUCUCAGGAGAUAGGGUUUCCGUUUGCUUGCAAGCAAAUGUUGGAUCAGAUGAUUGGAAAAUGUUUUCAAAUAUGUAAUAAAAUAGAGCCAAAAGAUGUUUAUGUAGAUAGUUGUGCAGUUCUCAUAAGCCAUUUGAAGGAGUAUAGAAAAGCCAUAAAGCGGUAUGAGAAAUUACCAAAUAACACUGUUGAAUCUUUGUACAAAAAAUCACAUAUUAUCUCAAAUCCCGACAAGAAAACUUCUUCGGCCGAGCACUGCACUAACAUUCUGAGAGUAGUGCUCAAAGAAUUGGUGCCUUGGGAGCUGUGGGACACUCCUCAAUCUGAGCUGCUGGUAAGAAUUUUAGCAAAGAAACUUGACGGUUUUAUCGACAAUACGUUGGCUAAUCCUGCUUGGUUAAAUGAGAAGCUAUUAGCUUACUUAAAAGUUAAAGACGUUGAGGAAGCAGAAAAGGAUAAUAAAGUUGAGUCAAAUACUGCUAACAUAAAGGAAACUAAAGAGGAAAUAGCUAUAGAAACAAAAUUAGAUAAACCGACCGUAGAGUCAGCUUUGUCGACACUUAUAACUCAGACGACUGCACCAAUAUUGCAACAAGCCAUCAAUGAAGAAAUUGUUGAUGAUUUGAGAGUACCCAUGGAGACAAUGAAUGUUGUCGAAGAAGUACCAGUGAACUCUACUGAGCCAGUCGAUAUUAAAUCCUCUCCAGUGAUGAGACAAAGGCGGGGUAGGCAAGGAAGGAAUGAAGUUAAGAUCUAUGAUAGAAUUAUUGAAGGUAGUGUGAAGACUUGGGAGACGGACAUUGACCUGCAAUGCAUUAGCCUCGGUCAGGACCUGUUGGCCAGCCUCGACGGUGAGAUCACUCUGAGUCGACUAUGGGGACAGGAUGCGGAGCCCGAGGGCAGCCCCAACCCUCCCCGGAGCAAAUCCCCUCAAGCACUCUGGUUUGGCGAAGAGGACGCUAUAGAGUUGGAUUUGGCAGACACAAGCCCCAAGGAACCGAGCCCAGUUCGUAAGGAGCUCAGCCCGAAGCCCACUGAUGCUCUCCUCAAGGACCUGCAGACCACCGUCCACCAGGCUAAGACUAAGAUCGGAGACCUACAGGUCCCGCCCAAUGUUAACAUAGAUGUGCCCCGCAAGCAAUACUCUGGUGACGAGGCCGCCGGCAUGAUGGAAGGCUUGCUGGACUUCGGCAUCGCCGGCUUCAAGAAAGGCCUGCGGUUGACCGGCCUCAGUGAUGACUCGCAGGAGAAAUCUCCAUCGCAUAUGUACAAGGAGAAGAAUGGGAGAUCGUCUCCCCCAGAAGGCCGGGGCGGCAGGCCAGCGCCCGUUGAGGCCAAGGAAGCCAUCACCUCUACUGUCAUACAACGAGAAGACAACGGCGUGACCAAUGUCCCACCAUUAGUAAAGCAGCAUAGAGUCAUAUCUCAGGACAGUGUGCCUCAGCCGCCUCAAGGGCGAAUGGGAUCAGGAUCGAUGCCAAGGGCGGGGCCAGUUAUUCCAGGGGCGGGACCAGUUAUUCCAGGGGAGGGGUCAGUUAUUCCAGGGGCGGGGCCAGUUAUGCCAGGGGCGGCAGUAGGGGUAUCUCCGCCCCUGAUCGGUCUGGCCGAAUCCCCAGAGCCGGAGUACGAAGAAGCUGCAGACCUUUCGACAAGUAUAGCCAAGCUGAGGUGUCUGCUGCAACGAGCGGAGACUAGUCCCAAGGCUGAAGAGGUAUGGUGGGAGAGCCAACGGGCACAUUCUUCGAGACCCAUAGACGCCGCUACACUCGCUGAUGAGUACGACAUGAACGCGGAGAGAAACGCUUCCCCCGGACAGACCUCUAACAACAUGCAGCGACUAGACAAGCUGUUCCAGCGCACUGUAACGGGGGUGUUCAACUCCAUCAAGACGGCAGUGGGGGCGGAGGGGGAAGUAUUCCCCCACUCCAUGAACGACUGGACUUAUGUCACCACCUCCAUUGAGCUGAGCGUGGGUGGGGCAGUGGCCCGCCUGGUGGGGUCCCGGCGCGCGCUGGGGCACGUGGACGCCGCCCUCGACUCCUUGCACCAUAUACCACGCGCGGACCUAGCGCCGCCCGUCCCCGACGAUAUAGAGGAAUGGUGUGCCAGUAUGGGCAGUGCGUGGAGCGCCGGCAGUGAGUUAAUAGCGGCCGCUGCACUCUGUGCCACACACUGUGCCCACCGCCUCGCUACGCUGCUGAUGGGGGAACUAGUGGAAGCGUUGAUGACCGUAUGGCUGGACGAUCUGAGCGCGUGGCUGCGCUCGCAAGUGUUCGUAGUAUUCGAGCGAAUGUCUGAAGGGGGUGACGUCAUGCCCGGGAACGCUGCUCUCGAGCCCGACUUGGAGAAAACCUGCGCCGCCAUUAUGGACAACAUGCCUACUGUCAUGUAUAUAUUUGGUGAAGAAAAACUGAAAGACGCUGUCCAUCUGUCCGUACACAGUUUGAGCCACGAGUGUAUAAAUAAGGACCUAGGGUUCCGUCUCCUGGAUGUGUUCGCGGUACAUUUCAAACGCGCCGCCGCCAUACGGAACCCAUCCUUCGACGCCAACUGAUCUCAUUUACGUUAAAUAGCAACGAUAUUAAAUACCCUAGAUACACCACGAGCGCUCAUAAAGUGUCCUAAACAAGAAGUGCUUGAACUCCACUCAAGCGCUUCUUGGUUCACAGUCACGCGCGGACCGUUACAAAGUCAAGAUGCAACAGAGCUCCGCGAAAAAAUGCAAAAAUAAUACUUAGAGUACGAAAGGUGUCGUUUUUUCGACAGGUAUCUAGUCAAAGUUUGUUAAUUUAACGCAUUUGAAGCAAAAUUUGAUGUAAUACUUACUAUAAACAGAUUUACUAUAAAAUAUAUGUGAUAUUCAAAUGCAUGUUCGGUUAUACGUCGCCAUAUAUAUAGUCGUCUCUUUUCCUCGCGAUAUUGCUAACAGCUCGUUCAGAAUUGCGCGUAGAGUCAAAGAACUAAGGUGCAAAUUCUUCCGCAUAUAUCAAUAACUCGUAAAAUUUUACGAGCUUGCAUUUCGAACUGUCAGAAGUCCUUGACGCAUGCGUUUUAUUUAAUACCUUAUACAGUAUGUAGUAAAGGUUACUUUCAAUAUUUAAAUAAUGCCUUAUAUUGAUUUUGACUACGCGAUCAUCUUAAGGAGCUCCGUGGGUCGUUCAAUGUACCUUUUGGACAGGUUUCGGCCACGAUUUUGUUCGUGUUGGUGUAUCUAGGGUAUUUAAUAUCGUUGUUAAAUAGUCUAAGAUUAUGGAAGACCUUGUUAAUAAGAUAUAUUAAUAUAAGAACAUAUAAAAGUUAGGGAAAGUGAACCUUCCUUAUUCUGUUUUGAAAGCUUUAAGUGUGCCGCUCAUAGGCAAGUUAUUUCCUAAUAAAGUUUAUUUUUUUAAGCAUGUAACUGCUCGAUGUAUAAAUCUAAAAAAAAUAUUACUAGAAAAAAUUCCACGCGGGCCAAGCGGUAGACGGAACUCGAACCAGCACCCUUCGCUAUCCGGCCGAAUGCACUGACCAAUUAUGCCACCGCGGCCCUGAUGGCCGUGUCGAAUUUCCUCUAGCCUUUCUUAAGCUGCAAGGCAGCGCCAUCUCUUCGCAUUGUAGUUAACCCAGUCAAGUUAUUAUCUGUCGAUAAUGGUGUCGAUUGAGGAGCUCGAUGGCGUAGGUGGUUAGCGCGUUCGGUUGCGAUCGAUGAAGCUAAGCAACUUUCGCAGUGGUCGCUCAUUGGAUGGGUGACCAAAAGUCUUCUGUUUCGAGUUCCUCCGUGCUUCGGAAGGCAUGUUAAGCCGUUGGUCCCGGAUAAGCAGUCGUUAGCACCCGCCAAUCCGCACUGGGCCCGCGUGGUGGGUCUUGGCCCAAUCUCCAUAUUCCAUCCAUGGGGAACUGCUCCAGCAGUGGAGACAUUAAUAAGAUAAUGAUCAUGAACGGUGUCGAUUCAGGCAGGGUUCUCGAAACCAUACCUUAAAUUUAACAACAGUGUAUCCUUGUCAUUCUCUAUACAGAAUGAAAAGGAGAGACUGAUGUUAAAUUUAGUAUUAAAUUUGGCAAAAUCAUGCACGAAUCGACUCAAUUAUGGGAUACUUAUAAUGAGCUAUUUCGUCAUAUUUCUAUUACUUCCUUAAGCCAGAAACAUAUUAACGUGUCGUGGCGUGACGUGGCGCAUCGGUUUCAUACAUUUAUUAUGGGUUAGAGAGAGAUAGAGAGGUUAAAGCGUCGACACGACACGAUACGUAAAUAAGUCUCUAACCAUAGUAAAUGUAUGAAACCGAUGUGCUUCUGGCGCGCCUUUUUUUUGACAAUUGAUGAGAUGGAAAAUCAAAGUUCUAAUACAUUAUGUUACAACAAAAACAUAUUUCUGAUGUCGUAGUAAUUAAUUUGAUCUAAUUUAUUGAACAAUAUUGAGAGAUUGAGGCGUUUGUAGUUGUGCAUAUUAUCGUUUUUUCCGUAAACUAGCUGCAGUAGAACGAUCAGGACAAAAAAUGGAAAAUAUUACUUGCAAAUAUUCUACAUUAUCUUACAAUAGGAAGAAUAAAUCUACUGUUUACUUCUAUUGGAAAUAGUCAAAAUCUUUUCUAAGGGGGUAAACGAGGCGCUCAAAAAUUACGAUUUUUUUCCAUAAAUGUGAAAGGGCUCUUAAGUUUAGGUUUCAAUCAAUUCAAUCAUGCCAGAAUCUAUACCAGUGUA